UGCAGCUGUCUCGCUAUCCAACAUUAAGUCGCUUUAAUUCGUAAUAGCGAUCAAUACCUUGAUAACCGUUUACCGUCAAAACUUGGUAAAUUGCUGAUACCUGUGUUAAUAUUGAUUGUUUAUUCCCUGCAUAUUUGACGGACUUGUCUUCUUCAAUUAUCCAGAUUAGUAUGGAAUCCCUAUCAAGCACUAUACAAGACAACUUCUUGAUGUGUACAAUUUGUUUAGAAGUCUAUAAAGAACCCCAGACUCUUCCUUGCUUACACACCUUCUGCAAAGAAUGUCUUCACAACUUUAUAAAAAAGAGCAGUUCCAAGGAUUCUAGCAACUGCCCUAUAUGCAGAAGAACGUUUUGGACGAGCCGAAAUGAGAUUAAGCUAAAUUUUUGUUUGCAAAGCUUGAUCGAUUUAUUGAACGUUUCAUCGACGUCAUCUCAAACGUUCUGUUCGUUUUGUAAACUUCAUGAUAAAAACGAAACAGCUGUGUCCCAGUGUCUAACGUGCUUAGAAUACCUAUGUGAGAUUUGUGCAAAGGAAAGGCACACGUUCACCAGCCGAACAGUGAACCACAAAGUUGUUCCUUUAAGUGAAGUCCUAGAGGGAAAAUACGACAGGGAGCUACAGCUUAUACAGAAAACCCACUGCACACAACAUAGAGGUGAAAAACUGAAAUAUUACUGUGUGCCGUGUGCGUUACCCAUGUGUAGAGACUGCAUCGUUAUUGAACACACAGGCCACGAGGUAAAGUUAAUGACUGAUGAAAGGAAACAAAGAGAGAGACUGAUUAAGGAAAGACUGUUAUCUUUUAAAAAGCACAUUGAGACUUUAAAUCAUAACAAAUCAAUUUUAUCUAAACGUAUUACUGCAUUAUCAGGAAAAGAAGAAAUCAUUAAAAAACAAAUAGAGGAAAUUUGCACAGAUGUUGUUCAGAAGAUCUAUAAAACACAAGCAGAAAAGGAAAAUGAAGUCAGCAACUUUCUAAAACCCGCAAGGGACCAAUUGGUAAACUCACAUAUGCAAUGUUCAGAAUUUUGCAAAGAGGUGGAAGACUGUGUUGCAAUUUCGGAAAACGUUCUAGCAAAUGGGAGCGAUUCUGAGUUAUUAUCUUUAUCGAAUGAAAUUUUAAGAAGAAUGGAUGAGCUAGAAAUAAAGAACGAUCCAAAAUAUAACCAAAGCCCUGUAGUAAAUAUUCCCGACUUACAAAUUGUUUGGAAGGAACCUUUAAUUACAAUUGUCGAUCGAGCUUAUUCAUGUAAAGAGCCAACUACGAAAGAAAUUAGCACUCAAACAUCAAUUACUAGGUCAAACCAAGGGACUCAAUUUGAUUCGAUAGAAGAUAGUUUGAAAAAGUUAUCAUCAACUGCCAGUGGUUGUAAACCAAAGAGUGUUACAAAGUAUGAAAUAAAUCUGAGUGAAUCCAUCACUAUAAGGGAGGGCAGUGAUACAGUCAAACCUGAAUUGUCCUGCGUUGCUUGGAUUGAUAGAGAAAACAUAGCAGUUGUUGACAGAGGAAACGAAAAGAUCAAGCUAUUUGAGUUAAACAGUAAAUCCAUUAAGUCCAUUUACAUGCCAGGUGCUGUAACAAUUUCUAUUAGUACACUAGCUAUAGCUUGUCGAUUGGCAGACCUACGUAUGAAGAUUUUUAGAUUACCGUUCACAGAAAUUAAAACUGAUGUUGGUGUACAAUGCUUAAUCACGGCUUCAGAUGGUUCUUCCUUGAUGUGGAUGACUAAAAAGAAUAUAUUCUGCUUUAAAGAUGACACCGUGUCACAAGUCUCUAUCAAGAACAAGGACUCGAACCCUAAAACUCUUGGCGCACCGAGAUAUGCGAUUCAACUCUCUAACGGGACAUAUGUUGUGUCUGAUAAGGGUAAUGAUUGUGUUUUUUUCAUAAGUAAUUCAGGAAUAAUAAUUUUGGAGAUAAAUCAUUAUCCCGGCUCUAUCACACACGACGAUAACACUGGUCUCUUUAUCUCAGAUUUCGAGAAAGGAACGAUAUCUAUUUUUGACCAAACUGGAAAGUAUAUGUCAAAACUCAAGAUCGGUGUAUGGCAAAAAUCACCAAGAAGCAUCUCGAUUCUUGACGACAGAUUACUGGUUGCCACUCAGUAUAAGAUACUGUUGUAUAAGCUGACAAGGAAAUAAAAUAAAACAUCUUAACGGAACCGUUACCAAAAUCUAUCCACAUCAUGGUGUAUUGCAACCCAAUUAUACAUUGUUGUAAUGAUUUUACUACAAUUUACAUAGUCUUUAAAUGGUCUCGCUGGUGAUGGCAAUUUUUUUCUCCUUAAGAAGAAUAACUCUGUAUAAAGAUAUAGAAUUUGAUCAAAGAAUCUUUCUUUGGGGUUUUUUCAUCACUGAAUAUUAGCUUAUGGUCAUUACUGUCACAUGUCAAAGUUUAAGUCAGAUCUGAUGGAAAAAUUGUUGAGCGCCCAGCAUCCUUAAGACUGUGGUUUCAUUAAUUUUCGUAGGUAUCAAUUUUCGUGGAUUUUCUGAAAACCACAGUUUCAAGGAUACGUAAUUUCGUGACCAAUGAUCCUAUCAAUACAACAUGUUUGUUGAAAUUGAAUUUCAAUGAACAUUUAAUUUCGUGGAUCAACUUAACAACGAAAUCCACGAAAAUUGGUAUUCAACGAAUAUUGAUGAAAUCACAGUACUACGCUGGAAUCCUUAGAAAAGCUUUUUUUUCCAAGUAGUAGUGCAAAAGUUACUUUGCUUGAAUUUUAGAUAAAAUAUUUUGUAGGAAAUGCAAGCUACUUUCAAUAGGUUGCUAAAUUGGGAGAAAAGAACAACAGUUUUAUCAUGAAAUUUAAAUUUCAGCAAGGUGGCAUCAGCUGAAAAAUCUUUUACGAAAAAAAAUCUGCCAGUUGAUGUAUAUUAAUUGCUUAGUUAUAACCGAGUAGAAUUAAAAACGAUAGAUUAUGAAAGUGGAUAUUGUUAAUCUACUGUUGUUUUUCAUGAAUGAUACAAUGUUAUACAUACUUAUCAAAUGUUUAAAAAAGUAAAUUUUUGUUCCCUUAAAACGUUAUUUGCAAAGACCUGAACCCUUAUUUUGAAAUGACAAUGCUAACAAAUUUCAUUUUUAUGUACAAUCUUUACUUUUGGUGUUCUUAUUCGCUUAUGAUUUUACUACAGGUGUAUGGAUUACCAGUAAUUUGCUUUCGAACGUAGAAAAUUCAAUAAACAAAACUAAAAUAAGACAUUGUUGGAUCUGAAAGAUGUGUUAAACAGAAACGAAAUUUUCACAAUUGCACGAAAGUCCUUUUGACAUUUUGAAUGUAGAAGCAUUUUUAAAAAGUUUCUAUAAAAUGAUGUGAAUAACAUUGCAUUAUAAGUUUUCUUUUUUAAGCAAAAUCGUGCCAGAAUAUGAUUUUAUUAUAAUCUUUGGAAUUUUAUCUGUAAUAUACAGGAAAAACCAACAUUCGCAAAAUUUUAAAAACGAAAUGUAUUUUUAAAAACUAUUCUUUUCUGUCCUGGGCAUAAUCAGAUUAAUAUCUCUGAAGUUUGAUUGUUGUGAUAUCUGAUUAUGACAAUUUUCUGCACAAAUUAUCGUUAAGCCUGCUUUACAUUAAUAGAUCGAUCACGCAUUGAUCCAAAUGACGGAAAUAUGAAUUUUUUAAAAUUAUUAUUUUGAUGUUUUAUUUUGAAAUUUUAUUAAUCCUGAGUUUUUAAGUAGCGUUUUAUCAAUCAAUGAAUUUGUGAAGUACUUUAUGGAAUGCACUUAUUCAGUUUCAAUAUAUAUAUAAUAUCGAAUCGAAGUUUGUUUAUAAAACUAUAAAUGCCAAUUGGUAAUUUUUUGGAAAUAAAGAGAGAAAUAAUCAUUAAAUGUGAAUGAAUCAUUGCACAACAACUUUAACAAUAUUUCUUAGACCAUAUUUAUAUCAGUAAGUUCGUGAACGACAAAUGAGAGGGUAAA
Molecule: messenger RNA, 3915 nt
Organism: Magallana angulata
Lineage: Eukaryota; Metazoa; Mollusca; Bivalvia; Ostreida; Ostreidae
Product: E3 ubiquitin-protein ligase TRIM56-like
Exons: 2
Coding region: 171-2144 (657 amino acids)
Biological process (GO): positive regulation of DNA-templated transcription
Cellular component (GO): chromatin; nucleoplasm
Molecular function (GO): zinc ion binding; ubiquitin-protein transferase activity
Source: RefSeq, a predicted model, not a curated record